Acanthocheilonema viteae is the source of this 372-nucleotide messenger RNA. Lineage: Eukaryota; Metazoa; Nematoda; Chromadorea; Rhabditida; Onchocercidae. The record is from the annotation of a GenBank genome assembly.
AUGACAAAUUAUGGAGAUCCAGUAGCCGACUGGAGAAUUCAGAGCUACCUGAAGCUAGUAAAUACCCUGUUUAUCUCCCUCGGCAUAACCCAACAACAGAACUUCUUAUAUUACAACAACAUGAUAACUUAUGCCACGCAGGCGUUCAAGACAAUUGUAACGCAAGUUGCUGUUUUCGACUUUUUUGCAAAGUUAGCAAUAACUUGGAAAAAUAUUGUACCUAAGGCUCCUUGGCAAGGAGGAAUUUACGAAAGGCUAAUUGGGUUAACAAAAGGUGCGUUAAAAAGAGCCAUUGGCAGAAAAUUCCUAGCGGAAAGAGAAUUAGUGACACUAAUCACGGAAGUUGAGGGUAUACUCAAUACCAAUACCUGA